This is a messenger RNA of Cotesia congregata, 1209 nucleotides long. Lineage: Eukaryota; Metazoa; Arthropoda; Insecta; Hymenoptera; Braconidae. The record is from the annotation of a GenBank genome assembly.
AUGCAGCAUAUUUUCAGGAUUCUAUUGAGGAGUCGUGAUAACAACAGAGGCAUGACGUCAAAUGAAUCAACGAAGAAAGCGCGAAUAAUGGAUCAAAAAGAUAAUAUGACUUCAAUAGAAUGUAGGAUGAGACUAAAACCAAUUGUUCCAAUUGAAUUUACAGAAGAUAUACCACUACAUGAUGCUUAUGCUGGAAUCAUGAAAGACAAAAAAAAUUUUGCUGUUGCAAUAAAAAACAUCGCUGCUAUUCUACCUGGAUUUGGACAUUUGAAACGAUGCUUUAACAAUAAAUUACUUUUAUCAUUCAUAAACAAAAAAUCUGAUCCAGUUAAAUCUUUUGAACCAUCGUUCGAAACGGAAGUUGAAUUAAAACAAUUUCUAGUUGAUAAAAAAUUUGAUUUAAAUCUGUUUGAAGAUAAUUUUGCAAUUAUUUCCAUUCCUAAAAUAGCAUCAAAAAGUUUAGAACAAGCAAAAAAAGCUGCUAAAUAUUGGCCUGUUAGUUUUCAUCCUGACACUGAACUUGAGUCUAUUAUGAACGGAACAUUUUUCACGUCAAAUCAGGUUGAUGUUAUUCAAGCUUGUAUGAAGGUUUGUAUUGAGGCGACGAAAAAGGCGACUGUGGGUAAUGAUAUAUGUAAUGGUGCCGCAGUAAUUUUAAAUCCAAAUGAUUGUGGUGUUAGUAAAAUACUUGCAAUUUCAGCAGCUAGAUUACAUGAACAUCCUAUGUGGCAUGCAUCAAUGCUUGCUAUAGAUUUGAUAGCUGCAAUGAGAGGUAAAGGUACUUGGAAUUUAAUAUCUAAUGUCAAUGAUUUUAUAAAUGAUGAUAGUAGAAAACGAAAAUUACAAUCUAAUCUUCCACUUUGUUAUCCACAAACUUUGAGGGCUAUUGACGUUCCAAAAUUUAAUUAUUCUACUAAUAUUAAAUCUAAAACUAAAAAUGAUAACACACAAGAGGAUUGUAAAUAUUUGUGUACAAAAUAUUGGAUAUUUCUUAUUCAAGAGCCGUGUGCUAUGUGUGCAAUGGCAUUAGUACACUCAAGAGUGGGAAUGGUAUUUUAUAGCACCAGUAAUAAAAGUUAUGGUGUUUUAGGAAGUAAAACGUCACUAAAUACACUGCCUGGUUUAAAUCAUCGUUAUAAAGUAUGGUGUUGUGCCCUUGAGCAAGAUUGUUCUGAGAAUGUAAUGGAAAUUUACCAAUCAACCAACUAA